Lepidothrix coronata (blue-crowned manakin) is the source of this 1760-nucleotide messenger RNA. RefSeq names its product golgi membrane protein 1 (gene GOLM1). The transcript is spliced from 8 exons. Gene Ontology annotation, cellular component: Golgi apparatus. The record is from RefSeq and is a predicted model, not a curated record. Lineage: Eukaryota; Metazoa; Chordata; Aves; Passeriformes; Pipridae. The coding region runs from base 420 to 1481 and encodes 353 amino acids.
UUUGAGAGAUGAGUUUUCACUUUGAGUUGGUUUAGUAUCAACACUGGGAAGUGUAGAGAUGUCAGAAUUGUGUGGAUUGAAUUAAAAUAAUUGUUUGGCCUUGUAUAUCAGAAGGAUUGUGGACUGUAAUCUUUUUUUUUUUUUUUUAAGUUCAAGUACGGAGGCAGCUUUCCAUUUUUAUCUUUAACUGAAAUUUUGACAGUCUCUACAAAAUAUGCUAUACUGUUAAUUUAUGUGAAAAUGGGGAGAUGUGUGUCUGUGUGUAUGGAAAGUAUCCCUGGCUGACAUAGUACUUCAAUUACAUGAAUGUUGUUAGAGCUGUGAAAUUUGCUAUUCCUUGAAUAUAUUGGAGGAGAGUCUGGCAAGGGGGAAGCAUUUCUGUUGGCUUUGGCUAAUGUGCUUUUCCUCAGGGUCGAGUCAUGGAUCUGGAAGGCAAAGUCCGGAAGGCGGCAGCAGAGAGGGGUGCUGUGGAGCUCAAAAAGAAUGAAUUCCAAGGGGAGCUAGAGAAGCAGCGACAGCAGAUUUACAAAAUCCAGUCCUUGCACAGCUUUCAGAUGGAAAAUGCUGACAGAGUCCGUCAGGAAGAGAAGGCAGUACUGCUGAGAAACAUCACAGUAAAUGAUCGACUGAUUCAGAAUCUACGAGAACACUUGAAAGAGUUACAGACAGAAUAUGGAAAGCUGCAGUUGGAUGUUUAUUGGUUUCAGAAGAACCAGACUAACCUUCAGAGGAAGUUCUCAUAUGACCUGUCACAGUGCAUCAACCAGAUGAAAGAAUUAAAAGAACAAUGUGAAGAAAGGAUAGAUGAACUUACAAAAAAGGAUAGUGAUGUACCACAAAUCAAAGAAAACAAAGAAUUAUCAGAAGAUUCAAAAAAAUAUAGCCAGGUCAAUAUUCAACUGCCAGCCUUGAAGCAAACUGAGUUCAAGCACAUUGACUUGGAACAGCAGAAACCCACUGAAGAUGUACCUAAAGCAGUACCUACACUAAGACAGACAGACUUGAUGAAGGCUAAAGAAAGAAUAGAUGGCCCAGCUGACAUCAGAAAACAGGAGCCUAAGGCAGAAGAGGAGCAGCUUUUUAGUCAGUUGAAAAACCCACAAGAUCCCCUCAAGGCUGCUGCAGGUCACAAGGAGAUGCUACCUGAAUCAGAGAAGGAGCCAAAUCCAUCUGGAAAUGAAAAACAUGUAGCUGGGCAAGAUGUGUUACAGCCAGCACCAGAGCAGGCUGCCAGUGAGGAAGUUGAGAGGGAACAGCUCCUAAACUACGAUGCUAAGCAGGACGACUUGUCCCUGGGAAAGGCUGAAAAACAGGAACAUGAAGCAAUGAACCAGGACAAGGAUGUUGAUUACAAUUUAGAUGAGAAUGAAGCUGAAUCAGAAACAGACAAGCAAGCAGCACUUGCAGGGAUUGAAAAUGUUCAAAACCCUGAAGAUAUGAAGAACCACUUAUCUGACCACGGUGAAGGAGAACAGUUGUGAACAAAGGAGGUUCAUGAUGCAACUUAAGUCACCUCUUCAUCUAUAUGCAGCAAUGAUGAGAGCAAAGUGAUCUGAGAAUGUUUUGAUUACCUUCUCGAGGCUUGAAUAACGGCCCAAAUGAAGUAGUAUCUUCCUGUGAAGUUUUGGUACUGUUUCAGUGGGGAAAAAAGCAAUCUGAAAUCUCUGGAGGCUUGUUAAAGCAGUUGACGUCUGCACUGACUCUCCUUCCUACUGAUUAUAAAACUGAAAUCAGCAAGCAAUAAAUGUAGUAACUUUGAA